Lycium ferocissimum is the source of this 747-nucleotide messenger RNA. RefSeq lists its product as uncharacterized. The coding region runs from base 52 to 543 and encodes 163 amino acids. Gene Ontology annotation, molecular function: growth factor activity. The record is from RefSeq and is a predicted model, not a curated record. Gene Ontology annotation, biological process: regulation of root meristem growth. NCBI's taxonomy places the organism in Eukaryota, Viridiplantae, Streptophyta, Magnoliopsida, Solanales, Solanaceae. The transcript has 4 exons.
UGUUUCGUAGUUUUCUAUAGUAAUUAGUUAUCUCCAUUUUCUAUCCAGCUUAUGAGACUGAUAGACAAACAUACUCUUAACAAAAGAAAAAGGCCAAGAAUGUUGUCCUUAAGUUUUAACAGCUUUAUGCUUGUUGUGGUUUUCAUUUUGCUAUCCGUCAAAGAUACUGUUGCUCAUACUACUCAUGACCAAGUUGAACAAAAAUUUGGGGUCAAUGAAGCUGGAAAUCGCAUUGCCAAGUCAGGAGAGAAGGAAUUAGUUUCUUAUGGUCAUGUCCCAGCAUCUAUUGAAGUAAUUGCAGCCAGUGGCAGAAUUGGAGGAAGAAAAAGAUUGGAAAGCAUCAUGACUAAGGAAGAUUCCAAGAAUUCAGUUGCAAGUGCAACAUUUUCUGUUGGAAAUUUUAACCAUAAAGGGAAGGGGAAGUUAAGAAUGCAAAGUAAAUUGAGUACUACUGGCAGAAGUGUGCAGGUCAAUAGAGGUAGUUUAUUGGCUUUCAGUGCUGAUUAUCACAUGCCAAAAACACACCCUCCACAGAAUAACUGAGCUUUUACACAAGUUUUGAAUUAUUUGGCCUUUCAUCAUAAUAUAUAUUGUUGUGGCUGGUGAGAGAGGGAAAACUGUUUUUCCCAUUCUCUUAGUUUCUAUUUGAUUUACUUUAGUUAGAUGCUCUUGUGAAAAGGGAUUAUAUACUUGUAUGUAUCCAAUCGAAAAUCUAGCAAAGGUCUAUAGAAUUUUCAUAUUUUCAUA